GCGACCACGACCAAAGGGCAUUUUUAUAUAACCUCAAUGCAUACACAUAUGUACCAGCAUGACUAGUCUGAUAGUAUCUCAGACAACUGGAUUUAGUAUGACUUUGAUCAUUGGGUGUAUUCUUUUCCUUCUUGAUAUAGCUUUUGGGUGUCCCCCCGGAUGGACUACAUUCAACACGUCUUGCUAUCAUUUAUCAAUAGAGGAAGAAUCGUGGGUGGAAAGUAUGAAAAUGUGCGAGAUACAUGGUGCAUACCUGGUUCACGUUAACAGUGCCAGUGAGGAUACAUUUAUAACCAAUCAAAUGAUAACUAAUGGAGUGAAGGAGCUGUGGUUAGGCGGUUCCGAUUGGACUGUAGAAGGAGUGUGGGUAUGGGAACCGGAAGGAGACUUGUUUCAAUACUCCAAUUUUGAUCACCAUGAACCUGACAACUAUGGUGAUGAUGAAAAUUGUGUGAGAAAAGAACAAUCUGCUCAUUACCGUUGGAAUGACAAACCAUGUGACCAUCGUUAUUCUUAUAUUUGCGAAACUUCCAAUAAAGUCGGAAAUCCAGCAUUGGGCUAAACAUGAUGUGUUUGUAAAUUGCAAAUAAAUCAAGUAAUUGAA
This is a messenger RNA of Magallana angulata, 604 nucleotides long. RefSeq names its product perlucin-like protein. Bases 59 to 562 code for a protein of 167 amino acids. The transcript is spliced from 5 exons. NCBI's taxonomy places the organism in Eukaryota, Metazoa, Mollusca, Bivalvia, Ostreida, Ostreidae. Gene Ontology annotation, molecular function: signaling receptor activity. The record is from RefSeq and is a predicted model, not a curated record.